Calypte anna (Anna's hummingbird) is the source of this 2036-nucleotide messenger RNA. Its product is annotated as torsin-1A. Lineage: Eukaryota; Metazoa; Chordata; Aves; Apodiformes; Trochilidae. Gene Ontology annotation, molecular function: ATP hydrolysis activity; kinesin binding; ATP binding. Gene Ontology annotation, biological process: protein localization to nucleus; nuclear membrane organization. The coding region runs from base 82 to 1101 and encodes 339 amino acids. The transcript is spliced from 5 exons. The record is from RefSeq and is a predicted model, not a curated record. Gene Ontology annotation, cellular component: nuclear envelope; endoplasmic reticulum lumen; endoplasmic reticulum.
GCCCGCACCCAAGAUGGCGGCAGCGGAACAGACGUUGCUUUGCGGGGCGGAAGCGGUGGCGGGGCCGGGGCCGUGCCGGCCAUGAAGCUGCUGAGAGCGGCUCUGGGGCUGGCGCUGCUGCCGCUCCUCCGGCCGGCGAGCGCCGUGGAGCCCAUCAGCUUAGGCUUGGCGAUCGCGGGCGCCGCCGCUUCGGCCAUUACCGGCAUCAUCUCCUACCCGCGCCUUUACUGCUACUUCAGGGAGUGUUGCCUUCAGCUGCACGACCGGCGAGCCGCCGCCGCUCUGCAGGAGAAUUUGGACAAGAAGCUGUUCGGGCAGCACCUGGUGAAGAAGGUGGUGGUGAAGGCCGUGAAGGGCUUCUUGAACAACAGCAACGCCAAAAAACCUCUCGCCCUUUCCUUGCACGGGUGGACAGGGACGGGGAAAAACUUCGUCAGUAAGAUAAUCGCCGAAAGCAUUUAUAAAAGAGGUCUGCAGAGUAAAUAUGUCCAUCAGUUCGUGGCCACUUUACAUUUCCCCCACGCUCAGGAAAUCAACACCUACAAGGACCAAUUGCAGUCGUGGAUUCGGGGGAAUGUGAGCAUCUGUCCCAGAUCACUUUUCAUAUUUGAUGAAAUGGAUAAAAUGCAUGCAGGGCUCAUUGAUGCCAUCAAACCAUUCCUGGAUUACUAUGAGCUUCUGGAUGGGGUGUCUUACAGACAAUCCAUCUUCAUCUUCCUCAGCAAUGCAGGAGCUGAAAAGAUAACAGAGGUGGCACUGGACUUCUGGAGAAAUGGGAGGACAAGGGAAGAUAUACAGCUCCCAGAUGUGCAAAAUGCACUGUCUGUGUCAGUCUUCAACAACAAAAACAGUGGCUUUUGGCACAGCACCUUGAUUGACAGAAAUCUCAUUGACUACUUUGUUCCCUUCCUGCCCCUGGAAUACAAACAUGUGAAAAUGUGUGUCAGGGUUGAGAUUGAGUCACGUGGCUAUACUGUGGAUGAGGACAUUUUAAGCAGAAUAGCUGAUGAAAUGACCUACUUUCCCAGAGAGGAGAGAAUUUAUUCAGAUAAAGGAUGUAAAACUGUGGACUCAAAGCUGGAUUACUACUAUGACUUCUAAUGCUUCAUUGCUACAACCUGCACAGAAGCCAAUUUAACUUAAUCACAAAGUGGAGAACCCGGGACAUUUCAUUUUUAAGCACUUUUUAAAGAACAGAACAGUAUUUUUUUUUUUAACUGGUGUGUAAAUAAGCAGCAGUGCCUCUGCAUUUUCAUUCUGUCAGUAAUCAUGGCUCCUGACCACUUCGUCCUUGUGUUGCCAAGGUAAGAACAAACUCUGCUCUGAAGGUGGGGGGUCUGUGACAGUACUGAAGACUCCUCUUGGAUCAGGUGUCAAUCCAGUUUGGUGGACUGUUGACACAUACAGAAGGACUGAGACUUUGACCUGAUUUUAACUGGAUUUUGGGUUGAUGUGGAUGAUCUCUAGAAAAUAGUGAGAAUUUUAAUCAAGUUCCUGUGUCUCUGAAAGUCUUCAUUGGGCUUGUGGGGUUGUUCCUCUCAUUACAAACAGGGUAAAUCUUUUCUCUUUGAAUAGCUUGGUUCCAGUAAAGAUAAGGGAAGGAAUCUGAUUUUAAAAAUCUGGAGUCUUUUGUCCCAACAUCGUGCAGUACCAUUGUCUUUCUCAAAACAGUGGUUUAAAUGAGCCUCCUGCAGGCAAAAGCAAGAAUGUGAAACUCUCUGGUGUGAGAGAGCAGACUUUAUAUUACAAGGAAAUGAGUUAAAAUCCUUGACUGCCCCAUCAAGGUGGUUGAUUCCUAUUUGGGGAGUUUUUUAGGUACUGCUCACAGUGUGCUCUGCCAGCUGUGAUCUCAGGAGGGAGGGCAGUGUGUAAGGAAACAUGUAUAGGUAAAAUCAUACACCAAGGAAAUGGGAAAAGGUUUUCUCCUGUUCACAUGUUGAAUUUAGGGGCCAGCUUUCAGGAUUUUUUUCCUUUUUCAUCUUCACAUAAUACUGCAUGCUUUGAUAUAGGGGUGAAGACAGAUCCAAAAACACUUG